Messenger RNA from Schistocerca serialis cubense, 3426 nucleotides. RefSeq names its product oocyte zinc finger protein XlCOF6.1-like. Gene Ontology annotation, biological process: regulation of transcription by RNA polymerase II. Lineage: Eukaryota; Metazoa; Arthropoda; Insecta; Orthoptera; Acrididae. The coding region runs from base 908 to 2173 and encodes 421 amino acids. Gene Ontology annotation, cellular component: nucleus. The record is from RefSeq and is a predicted model, not a curated record. The transcript has 8 exons. Gene Ontology annotation, molecular function: RNA polymerase II cis-regulatory region sequence-specific DNA binding; DNA-binding transcription activator activity, RNA polymerase II-specific.
CGAUCGGUCGCUCGUGUGUGACACACCCAAGGAGGUUAGAAUCUGAGGAUGACGACCAAGAAGCCCCUUGGAAGAUGCCGUAAACGUGAAGCCAGCACCGCCAUUUGUUUGCGCUCAAAACAUUGCCAGUAGCGUGUUUGUUUUGGUGUGUUGUUCAUCGAAAUAUUAAAGUAAACGUGGGAAAAAUGGUUACAUGUGUUGCGUCCGGAUGCACAAACAGAAGCGGAAAAUCAGCUGUUACUUUCCACAGUUUCCCGAAGGACAGCGCAAGGAAAAGUUUAUGGAUCAAGGCAUUGCGACGAAUAGACUGGAAACCAACUAAACAUAGUAGAAUAUGUUCAGUCCACUUCCGAGAAGCAGACAUUGAUCGAACGUCUUUAUCAAAUGUUCGCAUUAGAUGCGGCGCCGUGCCAUGUAUUUUCACAUCCUUUCCGCCGUACAUGCAGAAUGUUGGAGGAUAACCGUGGAUGAAUGAAGCCUUGAGCAUCCUCAAGCUCUCCCUCCACACGUUGAAGCUACAUUGGCCAGUUUAAUUGCUCAUGCCGAAAUGGGGGCUCUUGUGGAAGCCUCUGAAUGGGGUCUGUGCUGGGUUAGGUUGUGAAACAGAGAUGUAUUUUGCAGAAACCAUCACAAGAAAUCAUCAUACCUGUGAAACAUGAUGGGAUGAAUGAACUGUCAAGUUCCCAGGAGUAUACCAUAAUUGAAUACAUUUGCACUGGUGAGUGUAUUGGUGAGUUGGAUUAUGACAGCUAGUCAGCGAUGACAGAAUUGAGGCGCACACCCUGCAGUCUUUCUCAAACAAUUUUACAGGAACUAUUUGAAAGAAGAGCCACUGCCAGCAGAAAAUGAUGAAUGUGACUACAGAAGUGAAGUGGAAUCCCAGAGGUGUAAAAGUUAUGGAACAAAAAUGGCAGAUAUGGAAAUGGACCAACUGGUAAAUGUUAAAAAAGAGGUGGAUCCAUUAGCUACUGAAGAGCAGACUGAUACCCAUCUGCCCAAAACGCACCAUGUUUGGCUUCAUGAUGUGAAAUUAGAACCUAUUAAACAAGAACCAGAAUCAGAGCCUGAAGAUAGUGAAAAUAAUUAUUGCAUUAGUGAUAAUCCAUUGGAUUUUCCAAUAAAAGAGGAGAGCGAGGCGAAUGACUGUGAGAGUAUUUGCUCCAAUCCUCAACAGAGGAAUACCGCAGAUGGAGAUUUUCCACCAGAGUAUUUGUCUCUGUAUGAUAAAGUGAAAGUGGAAAUUACUGAAGACCAUAUUUCACCUACGAUAGAACAAAAUUUACUUAAUGUUGGUACAGGUUGUCUCAGUACACAUGGUGUUAAUGCAGAUGAAACUAAUGCAAAUAGUGUUGAUUCAGCUGAUACUGGACAAGCAGAUCUACAACAAUGGAAGUCUGUAGUAAGUCAAGCUGACAGUUUUUCAUGUAGGGAUUGUGGUGAUAAUUUCACAAAGCCGGAGGACUUGUCAAAUCACAGGCGCAAACGUGAUGAGCCCAUUACUUGUGAACUGUGUGGUAAAAAUUUUAAAUCUGAGUGUGUUCUUGCAACACACAUUCGUAUUCAUACAGGGGAGCGCCCUUUCCAGUGCAAAAUAUGUGGAAAAACAUUUUUACGUAUAUGUUAUCUUCUGAAACAUCGACGCAAAAGACAUGGCUGUAUUCAACCAGGAAUUCCUUGUAAGAUUUGUGGCAAAGUUUUUUCUAAUUUUGGUCUUUUGAGUGUUCAUACACGUGCACAUUAUAAUGUGCCAAAGGUUCUCUCAUGUGAACAAUGUGGGAAACACUUCAGACGAACAAAAUACUUGAAUCGCCACAAGAGAUGUACUCAUAGUGUUGAAAAAUUGCGGUGUGAACUUUGUGGAGAAGUUCAGGAGACACGGACAGCAUUGAUAUCCCAUGUUGUUAAGCACACAGGUGCUUUGCCAUUCAAUUGUGCUGAGUGUGAUCAGGAAUUUUCAUCUACAUUACAGCUGGCAAGGCACAGUCGAAUCCAUAAAGGUGAACUGCCUUUUGCCUGCAGUGACUGUGAACUGUCUUUCAUGACGGGGGAACAACUGCGUUCACACAAAAGGUACCAUACGGGUGAGCGCCCAUUUUGUUGUAUCUUCUGUGGGAGAGCUUUCAGGAAUGAACCAGAUCUUAUUGUUCAUGUUUAUUCACAUACAGAUCCAUAGACUGAUAUGCUUUCCAUGACAAGCUUGUUCAGUAGUGUCACUGUAUGUCAGAGCAUUACAACAUUGCUAACUAGAACUUUGAUGAAUUUAGUGGCAUGUGAUAGUGUAGAUCAUCAUCAUGACACCUUUUCAAUUUGAAUCAAAACCUGUAGUUAACUUUUUCUGAUUGAGGGCUGACUCCAUUAAAGAUUUCCAUGUCACUGUAUGUGGUACAUUUUGUAUGUCAUGCAAAACAUGGUUCUCUUAACACUACAAAAAGGAGAAGCCCUUUUCAGUGCUGUAAUAACAGUUUUUGGAUUGUGAGCUCCAAAAUAUUACCUUUUUUGCCAUUUAUGACAUACGUGUAACUUGUGUAGUGAACCACUGAAAAGCAAGGAAUAAAUUUUUUUCUAUGUGGUUUCGAUGAGAGACUCAGUCAUAUUUGUCACAAAAGGAAAUGUUUUUACAUCCAUAUGUAUGUGCAGUAUUAAGAUGAUUAAACUCUUUUAUUAGAAGUUUUCCAUUAACAUUUCAAACUUUGACACAAACGUCUACUCACUUAUUUUGCCACAGUAUAUAAGUGACAAGUACUCAUUUAUCACAAUUUUUACUUUUGAAGCAAAUCAUUCACUCAAAGUAAGUCAUUCACUAUUUACAAAGAAUAUUGUCUGUAAAGUUAACUUAAGCUAUACUGGUGCUUGUUGUUUAGACACAAAAUGUGUGGAUCAAUGUUCUUAAACUGGUGUUUACAUGAAAAAUACAUGGAUAUAGGCUGUAACGUUACUGGCGUUAAUGAUGCCCUUUGAAAGCAUUUGUAGGGGAAAAGUGAUUUAUUUCCUCUGUUCAUUGUGUGUGUAGCAGUAGCAUUGUUACACGAAGUGACGUGUAAUGAAUUUAAAGUUAGGCUAAUUUAAUAUUUUAAUUUUUUUCUCUGUUGUUUCCUGUAUAUAUGAAACAUUUUUAAUUUGUGAAUUAGGUGUUUUUUAAAAAAUGAUAUACUGUAUCUGUAAGUGCUUCUGGUUGAUAGUUUGAUGAUUUGAAACAAGCAACAAAGAUAAAGUGUAUGAACAAAAGAAGUUAUGAUCUUUGUGGAGAUUGGAGAGUAGAUGUGUGUGCAUAGUGGAAAAGAGAAGUUUGCAAUAUGGCUCAGUGAUAUACAUCGGAAUAAAACUUUUGGUUAAGUUCCUUUUCCAAGAAGGUAUGGACUGUUGGAAAUCUACUUACACAUUGUUGAAAGACUAUUGUUGCUUAACUAAAUUUUCAUUCCUCCAGUA